AUCAGCAUUAGUUCCCGUACAGAGAUGGUGUUGUCGUCCUCGCAGCAGCUCGUGAUGGCGGUCACCGCAGUGCUGCUGGUGUUCGUGUUGUUUCCUCGCAUGUUCAGCGGCAGUGCCAGAGACGCGCAGUCCUCCGACCCGCGGAUCAGCAGGAGAGGUCCUGGUUCUGGUGUCGGUCCUGGUAGCGUGAAAAGUCAGCAGCAGUUCCACAAGAACGCAGCGCCUCAGAUGUCCCAGAAUGUGGAGAACAUGCAUCAGAUGAAGAAACUCAUGGAGCAGGAGAUGAAAAGCGACAAAUACAAAUCCAACAGCAACACUAAGGGCUACGUCUUCACUCUCAUGCCCAUCUACGCCAUCGGAGUCGGGCUCUUUGCCGCUUAUAAGUUUCUAAAGAUAAAGUCUGCAAGUGAUUCUGAAGCUCAAAAAGCCAAAACAACUCGAGGAGUGAAGAAAUCAGAGGAGACGGAGAAUCAGCUGAAUGAGCUGGAGCAGAGGUUAGCUCAGACCGAGAAGAUGCUCAACUCCAUACUGACCCAGCUGGACCCGCUUACAAACUGUGUGAAGUCUGUUGCCAUGGAGCAGAAGAACGAGAUAAUGUCGCAGCUGCAGUGCAUUCGCCAGCUAAUGAAGAAGAGAGGCAUGGAGUUUCCAAACAUCAGGAUAGAAGAGCCGACAUGUGAACGCAAUCUAGACAGACUCAUCGAGACUUUGACUUCAGCCGAAGCUCUUCCAGAAACUCGUCUGGAAUCACAAACACACGAUGAAGCGCAGCCACUCGAUCACCGAGCGCUCAGACCUGAUUCUGAGGUGGAGGAAGAGGAGGAUGAGGAGAGCAAACACACAGCGGGAGAGGAAGACGUGGGUGGUGAGAGUGACUCUAGUAUGCCCUCCCUCGAGGACUCGGGUGACAUCGGUGUAGAUGACGUCACCGUCACUCAGAAACUUCCAGAAGAUCUGACUGGAGGAUUACGGAGACGCAACAGGCUUGAGUAACUGUGACGAUAAUCAAACAGAAAUCUAUUUAUAUAUUUAUUUAUUGAAUUCCUCAUGAUGAACAACCGAACACUACUCAUUGGUUCGACGUCUACAUCUACAUAUUUCACUGCAUUUAUUCUUAACAUGAAUCAAAAUCCACCCUGUUUACUUUCUUAAUACACUACCAUUCAAAAGCCAAGGCUGCUUUUAUUUGUUACAGUAAUAACAGUAAUGUUGUGAAUUAUUGUUACAAUUUACAAGAGCGGUUUUCUAUCUGAAUAUAUUGUAAAAUGUAAU
This is a messenger RNA of Rhinichthys klamathensis goyatoka, 1272 nucleotides long. RefSeq names its product coiled-coil domain containing 107 (gene ccdc107). The record is from RefSeq and is a predicted model, not a curated record. Bases 25 to 993 code for a protein of 322 amino acids. Lineage: Eukaryota; Metazoa; Chordata; Actinopteri; Cypriniformes; Leuciscidae. Gene Ontology annotation, biological process: synaptic transmission, cholinergic; protein localization to cell surface. Gene Ontology annotation, cellular component: intracellular membrane-bounded organelle; neuronal cell body; neuron projection. The transcript is spliced from 6 exons.